UCGACUGUGGACAUUAGUAACGACAUGCUGGUCCAACACAAUGCCGCGACAGAGCGAUAUAUUACCGAUGACUGUCAACAAAUGGCUAAUCACGGGGUGAUUCAAAGACCAAUCAUUUUAAGGAUUGUCUGAUCGAAACAAAACAUUGACGAAAAUGUUUUGUUUUCCACUUCGGUUAAAUUCCAUUCGACAACAGCCUCACGUGAAUCCUUCUGUCUUUUUAACUGUUACAGUUGUUUACCGUUUAUGUCACCGGGAUGUCCUGCAGAGUAAAACCAACGCUCAAUAGGCUGAGCCAAUCGGUUCACACCCAACACAAAUACCGCCCGAACAGAACGGACCGCCUGAGAAAAACCAACGCACACAUGUUGAUGGGUGUGGUUUCCUGGGCUUGGACCAAUCACUGCCCUCUUUCCACGGCGCCCACCAAAACAGCCCAGUUUGAAAUUCAAACGGCUGAAUACGAUAAAAGACUGCGGUGCAGACCGAAAAGUGUGUCCAGAUUAAGAGCAUGUCUCGUCUGCCAGUCAUGUCGAGCAAACGAGUCCUGACGAGAAACACCAGCUCUGAGAACGUCCAGGACUUCGCUCCGGCUCAGAAAAGGAUUCGUCGGGAUCAGGAGACUGUCAAACCCCAGGCUGCAGCCACAAUCAUCGGCGGCAGGAGGCCUGCUGUAGCUGCAGCCAGAGCACCGCUGGUGAAGCCAGUGAGGAGCGUUGGAGCUGCUACGGUGGCCGUUGGCCCCUCCAGAGGUGUCGUAAAGUCAUCGGUGGCGUCUGCUUCAGCGAAAGUCAACAUGAAACAACCUGCGGCGGCGGCCAAACCAGGCGGUGGAGCUCCCAACGCUCGAAACUCCCGAAAACCCUGGGACCUGAAGGGCAAGGUGAGCGACAUGGAGGGCAAGAUCGUCAACUACCAGACCAAGGUCAAAUCAGUCAACCAGGAGAACGAGGUUCUGAGAAGCUCGGUGGCCCAGACUAAGAUGAGGGCGGCUGAAAUGGAGAAGGAGCUUGAAUUACGAAGGAACCAGAUCAGUGAGUACGAAGAGGAGCUCCAGGCGCUGACGGGAGUCCGCGAUGAGCUGGAGCUGGUGUCCAGUGAGAAGAGCAGUCUGCAGGUGGAACUCUCUAACUUGGAGGGCAAAUACAAGGUGAUGGAGACACUGAGAGACAGCCAGGAGACGGAGCUCCAAACUCUCAAGAUGAAGCUUUCAGUGCAGGAGUCCACCCUGACCCGUGUACAAGAGACCCUCAGGGACACCCAGGAGGAGGUCCACUGUCUCAAAGAGACUGUAGCGCAGCAGAAGGACGAGCUUCACGCUGGAGAAAUGGAGCGCAGGAGGCUGCACAACACCAUCCAGGAGCUCAAGGGUAAUAUCCGGGUGUUUUGCAGAGUGCGCCCCCUACUCACUAGUGGUCUCAGCAAGCACAUCCAGCUGCCAGUGAGCGACAACAAGAUGAUCACACUGGCCAAAACUGAGGAGUCUCACACAGGCAAAACUGCAGACACUCAGAAGAAUUACAACUUCAGUUUUGACCGUGUGUUCGGACCUCAGGCUUCACAACACGAGGUGUUUGAGGAGAUCUCUCUGCUGGUUCAGUCCGCCCUCGACGGCUACAACGUCUGCUGCUUCGCCUACGGCCAAACAGGAAGUGGAAAGACGUUCACCAUGGAGGGAGGAGACUACGAUGAGAUGAGAGGCGUCAUUCCCAGAGCCGUGCAGCAAAUCUUCAAAGCAGCAGAGAAGCUGGACUCCCAGGGCUGGGAGUUUACUUUCACAGCGAGCUUCGUGGAAAUCUACAACGAAACCCUGCGAGACCUGCUCUACACCGGUAAGGCCAACAAGAGGCCUGAGUACGAGAUCCGAAAGUCCUCAAACAAUGAGCUGACCAUCACUAACCUGACCUACCAACAGGUCUGCACCGAGGACCAGGUCCUGGGACUGAUUAACCUGGCCAAUCAGAACCGCUCCACGGCCCAAACUGCUCAGAACGACCGCUCCUCCCGCUCACAUUCAGUCUUCCAGCUGGAUAUCGAGGGCGUGAACUCUGGCAGAGACGUCAAAUGCAAGUCCUCUCUGUGUCUCGUGGACUUGGCCGGCAGUGAGCGAAUGAUGAAGAGUCAGUCUCAGGGCGAGCGCUUCAAAGAGAUGACGGCCAUUAACGGCUCUUUGUCCAACCUGGGGAUCGUCAUCACAGCGCUGGCCAACAAGGAAAGUUACGUUCCAUACAGGAACUCCAAGCUGACGUACCUUCUGCAGGCCUGUUUGGGAGGAAACAGCAAAACCCUGAUGUUUGUGAACAUUGCCCCGGAGAUUGACAGCUUUGGAGAAACCCUCAACUCUCUGAGGUUCGCCAGUAAGGUGAACGACUGUGUGAUUGGGACAGCGAGUGCCAACAGGAAGUAGGAGUAAAGCAGGAAGUUUACCAAGUUUUUUUUUUCUUAAUUGUACAUAGUUUUUUUUAUAUAUAUAUAUUCUAAUCAUCACAUCAAAUCUCAAGUCUUUUCCUGGCACCACCUACGAAACUGCAGGUUUUCUUCCAGCGUUUCCAUCCACCCUCAUGAACAGGUCAGGGAUCAGUUCAAAAUGUCUUUAGGUAAAGUCGGAAAAACCUGAAGGACUCGGUCCCUCAGUCUGCUCCUACUGGAUCUUCACCAGUUGAUUUUUAUUUCUUCUUAGUGAACAUGAAUUUGAUUGUUUGUCAUAUUUUUAACAAUUGCUACAUUUACUCUUUUUGUAAUGGUUAAAGUAUUGGUACUGUCACGUUGCAUCAGUAGUGGUCGAACGAGGUAAUUACACAAAAACACACACUUGCUUUAAGUCAGGUUUAUAUUAUUGUGUAAUUAUAAUUUCAUUUUCUAAUUAGAGGGGGUUGGGGGGGGCGACAAGCAUUGAAAAUAAAAUUUCAACCUCAAAAAUGUGGGUGAAACUUUAUUGACAGGGCACAGAAGUCUAUUCCACCAGAUGUCGCUGUUAUUUGUGAUAUGAAAGUCUCGCUUAAACUUUUUUGUAUAUUAAAUCUUAUACACAUUUUUAAACCUAGUUGUGGGUGGCAUUGGGCUAGGUGUUGUUUUCUUUAUUCUAGGUUAUAAUCCUGCGUUUCACAUGCUAAAUGUUAGCCGUUUCAAAGGCCAAAGACACCAAUCUAUGUUUAUUCUCAGGAGCUGAACUCGUCGUCACCUGCGGGGGCUUUAAAACCGUCUUACAUGUAACUCAAGCUGGUCUGACGUUUUGAUGUAUUUACAUUUCUUAACUAUUUCUGACUAGAUCAACCACGACAUAUGAACCCAUUUAAUUAAAAAAAUGUGUAGUACA
Molecule: messenger RNA, 3316 nt
Organism: Cynoglossus semilaevis (tongue sole)
Lineage: Eukaryota; Metazoa; Chordata; Actinopteri; Pleuronectiformes; Cynoglossidae
Gene: kifc1
Product: kinesin family member C1
Exons: 17
Coding region: 512-2407 (631 amino acids)
Biological process (GO): microtubule-based movement
Molecular function (GO): ATP binding; microtubule binding; microtubule motor activity
Source: RefSeq, a predicted model, not a curated record